Botrytis byssoidea is the source of this 348-nucleotide messenger RNA. RefSeq lists its product as uncharacterized. The coding region runs from base 1 to 348 and encodes 115 amino acids. NCBI's taxonomy places the organism in Eukaryota, Fungi, Ascomycota, Leotiomycetes, Helotiales, Sclerotiniaceae. The record is from RefSeq and is a predicted model, not a curated record. The transcript is spliced from 2 exons.
AUGAGAAUACUUGAAGGAGAUGAAAAAAGUAUAAAGAAACUAUUGGAACAUUGGAACGAGAAGGAGUUUGCUCAAGCAUAUGUGGGUAUCGGAAAGUUAUACCAUCGAUCUAAGGAGGGGAGUGAAGGUAUAAAUUUUGCUGAGAAGGCGAGGAAGGUUCGGAAUGGCAGAAAUGGAAAGCGGGCGAGAGUGGAAGAAGAGGAAGAGGAAGAGGAAGAGGAAGAGAGAACGGGAGAUGAAGUUGGAGACGGUGGCAGCGGCCCAGGGUAUCCAAUAGCCCGACUAUUGGAUAGCCAUGAUGAGGCAGAUCAAGACAAUAUAGUCAUGGGAAAGAACAAGACUACAUGA